This is a messenger RNA of Orycteropus afer afer, 693 nucleotides long. RefSeq names its product EBP cholestenol delta-isomerase (gene EBP). Gene Ontology annotation, molecular function: cholestenol delta-isomerase activity; steroid Delta-isomerase activity; C-8 sterol isomerase activity. Gene Ontology annotation, biological process: cholesterol biosynthetic process. The record is from RefSeq and is a predicted model, not a curated record. NCBI's taxonomy places the organism in Eukaryota, Metazoa, Chordata, Mammalia, Tubulidentata, Orycteropodidae. Gene Ontology annotation, cellular component: endoplasmic reticulum; membrane.
AUGACCACCAACAUCAGCCCCUUGCAUCCAUAUUGGCCUCGGCACCUAAGGCUGGACAAUUUUGUGCCUAAUGACCGCCCUGCCUGGAAUAUCCUGGCUGGCCUUUUCUCUGUCUCUGGAGUUUUGGUUGUGACCACAUGGCUGUUGUCAGGUCGAGCUGCAGUUGUCCCACUGGGGACUUGGAGACGACUGUCCCUGUGCUGGUUUGCAGUGUGUGGGUUCAUUCACAUGGUGAUUGAGGGGUGGUUCACCCUCUACCAUGAAGACCUCCUUGGAGAUCAAGCCUUCUUAUCUCAACUCUGGAAAGAGUAUGCCAAAGGGGACAGCCGAUACAUUCUGAGUGAGAACUUCAUAAUAUGCAUGGAGACUAUCACAGCUUGGAUGUGGGGGCCACUCAGCCUAUGGGUUGUGAUUGCCUUUCUCCGCCGGCAACCCUUCCGCUUUGCCCUACAGCUUGUGGUCUCUGUGGGCCAAAUCUAUGGGGAUGUACUCUAUUUCCUGACAGAGCACCGUGACGGGUUCCAGCAUGGGGAGCUGGGUCACCCACUCUACUUCUGGUUUUACUUUGUCUUCAUGAAUGCCCUGUGGCUGGUGCUGCCUGGAGUCCUUGUGCUUGAUUCUGUGAAGAAUCUCAGUUAUGCCCAGAGCAUGCUGGAUGCCAAGACCUCAAAAGUCAAGACCAAGCAGAACUAA